Molecule: messenger RNA, 964 nt
Organism: Sycon ciliatum
Lineage: Eukaryota; Metazoa; Porifera; Calcarea; Leucosolenida; Sycettidae
Product: eukaryotic translation initiation factor 3 subunit K-like
Exons: 9
Coding region: 66-743 (225 amino acids)
Biological process (GO): regulation of translational initiation
Cellular component (GO): cytoplasm; eukaryotic translation initiation factor 3 complex
Molecular function (GO): ribosome binding; translation initiation factor activity
Source: RefSeq, a predicted model, not a curated record
UCAAGCGAUUUUCAUGAUGAGGUACGGAAAAGAAACAAAAAAACAAUGUUAUCAUUGUAGGAGAAAUGGCGUCGGAACAAGAACAACUUCUCGAUAUUCGAGGGCAGAUUGCUGGGGUUCUGGAUGGCAUUGACCGUUACAACCCCACAAACUUGCCUGUAUGGGAGAAAUAUGUGGAAUUACAGGCAUCGACGGGAGAGUAUGAUUUCGAGGCCAACCUGGCAGUGUUGAAACUAUACCAGUUCAACCCCGCUUCAUUCCGUGCUGAUGUGGCGGCUACGAUUCUACUCAAGGCGCUGAUGAACCUGCCCUCUAUCGACUUUAGCAUGUGCAAAGCCAUCCUGCCAGAAGCCUUUCUUCGCGAGGACAGCGUGUCAACAGCUAUCUACCUAGCUGACCUGCUGGAGACCUGCUACUUUACCCGUUUCUGGACCGAAGUAGUCACCUUCAACGAGCUGACACAGAGCCUGAAGGGAUUCGAGAAUGCCGUUCGACAAUACGUGUGCCAGGUGAUCACCAUUACGUUCCAGUCUAUUCCAAGCUCUCAGCUUGUCGAACAGCUUGGUAAUGUAUCUGAUGAACAGCUGGAGGCGCUGAUCGAGGCUAACAGCUGGAAGAAGCAGGCUGAUGGCACCAUCUUUGUUGGCAAGAAGGAAGCACCAGCAAGCAAGCCGAAAAAGCUUGUUGAGCAGUUGGAUCUUGACACCGUACUGCCAGUCCUAAAUCAGCAGCGGAGACGGUGAAAGCCACCCACCACCACCCAUGGCGACAACCUCCUACAACCAUGAGAACGAGAACGACAUCAACAUCAACAACCAGCAACAGUUCACGGCGACCAGUUCGCUCUCUCUCCUGCUUAUGAAACAGUUUUUAUUCCAAAACUGAGAAUACUGUUGCUGCAUACAUUUUCUUACCUCAUAAAAAGUAAACCGUUUCAUACUAAUAAAGAAGAGUAAACAACAUA